Molecule: messenger RNA, 3057 nt
Organism: Closterium sp. Naga37s-1
Lineage: Eukaryota; Viridiplantae; Streptophyta; Zygnematophyceae; Desmidiales; Closteriaceae
Source: the annotation of a GenBank genome assembly
AUGGACCCGCGAUUGGCGCUAGAGCUAGAGGAUGAGCGGGAAGACGUCGAAGCGCGUCUGCAGAAAAUACAGGAGGAGGUAGAAUCGCUGCUAGAAGAGCAGGAGCAGCUAAUCAAGAGACGCGAGGAGAUUAACUCCAGACUAGAGGCGUCAGCUGCGGCUGCAGCCGCGUGGGCUGCUGCUAAUAACGCGAAUGCUAAUAGCGAAGCUGCCAGUGAGAGCAAAAAUGAUUUUAACAGGAACGCUGGUAAUGGUGGUGAUGGUGGUGGUGGUGCAAAAUCUGAGCAAGGAGUAGCAGUGGGUGUGGGGGGGUCAAGAGGAGUAGGAGGAUCAGGAGGAACAGGGGGAGCAGGAGGAGGAGCGGGAGGAGGAGCAGGUGCAGCAGGGUUGGGAUCGGUGGCGAGGUGGCAAGCUCCCUUUGAAUGGGACGCCCAGGUGGCUGCGGUUGGGCGAGAUGUGUUUGGGAUCGGACGGUUCAGAUCGCAGCAGAGGGAGGUAAGGGAGAAGGCUCGGAAGCAGGGACGUCCUGUGCAAACGGGACGUGUUUGUGGUCAUUCCGGCAGGGGGGGACAGGAGCUUCUGCUACCAGCUGCCAGCACCACUGUCCUCAGUCAACCUGUCCAUAGCACUCUCCUUUCUCCUCCCUGCUUCUCCCCUCCAGCAGUGCUUCUCCCCUCCUCUCAGAUCAUCAAUACGAUCAUCAAUGCAGUCCUGUGCAAGAGGGAUGUGUUUGUCAUCAUGCCAGCAGGGGGCGGGAAGAGCCUCUGCUACCAGCUGCCAGCGCUGCUAUCUGCACUGCUCACUUUCUGCCCUGCUGCCCUGCUGCAAUGCUUGCUUAUCGUUCUCCUCUCCCUUCGUCCCUCCCCUCAUCAGAUCAUCAACGCCGUGUUGUGUAAACGAGAUGUGUUUGUCAUCAUGCCAGCAGGGGGCGGGAAGAGCCUCUGCUACCAGCUGCCUGCACUGCUAUACCCAGGCAUCUCCCUGGUCGUCAGCCCACUUUUGUCGCUCAUUCACGACCAGGUCAUGUGCCUGUCAGGCUUUGGCGUGCCAGCGGCCAUGCUCACAUCUACAACGUCCAAAGACGAGGAGAGGGCUUUGGGGUGCCGAGUGAAGCUGCUAUACGUGACUCCUGAGAAGGUGGCGAGGAGCAAGCGGUUCAUGUCCAAACUGGAGAAGUGCCACGCUGCUGGGAGGCUGUCAUUGAUUGCCAUAGAUUGCUCAUGCGGUAACCGCACCUCACUGCUAUACGUCACUCCUGAGAAGGUGGCACGCAGCAAGCGGUUGAUGUCGAAGCUGGAGAAGCGCCAUGCUGCUGGGAGGCUCUCAUUGAUUGCCAUAGAUGUGAGUGCUGGCACGCAGAGGCGCACUGCUGCAGCCAGUGGGGGCAUGACUUUUGUCCCUGACUAUGCCCCUCCUACACAUUCACUUUCCCCCACACCCCUGUUCAACCCCUCCUCCUCCCUCUUCCCUUAUCAGGAGGCGCAUUGCUGCAGCCAGUGGGGCCAUGAUUUCCGCCCCGACUAUGCUCAUCUCUCAGUGCUAAAAAAGCAGUUCCCCAAGACGCCCAUGCUCGCCCUCACAGCAACAGCAACUGAACGAGUGAGGGACGAUGUGAGGGACAUGCUUCAAAUGCGGCGAUGCGAGCUCUUUGUUUCCUCUGUCAAUCGACCCAACCUCUUCUAUGAGGUGCGGGAGAAGCCGCCUGGUGCAGCUGCUGCUGUGGAGUCGAUUGCUCACUUCAUUCUGGAGCACUAUGCGCCUUCUGACUCGGGCAUUGUCUAUUGCUUCUCACGCAAGGAGUGCGAGCAGGUAGCAUCGGAGCUGUCGCUGCGGGGCAUCCCGGCAGCGCACUACCAUGCCGACAUGGACCCUUCCCAUCGCACUCAUGUGCAUGUGAGCUGGAGUCGGGGGGAAGUGCAAGUCAUUGUGGGCACUGUUGCAUUUGGAAUGGGAAUCAACAAGCCUGACGUUCGGUUUGUGAUACACCAUACUCUCAGCAAAUCUAUAGAGACCUACUACCAGGAGAGUGGGCGAGCAGGCAGGGAUGGGCUGCCGGCUCGCUGCAUUCUCUUCUUCCGAUGUGCGGACCUGCCCCGACAGAGCAGCAUGGUAUUUGCAGAGAACGCUGGGCUGAUCAAUCUGUAUGCCAUGGGACGGUAUGCCAUGAAUCGCCGUGAGUGUCGGAGAACGGCCAUCUUCAGACACUUCGGGGAGGAGCCGAGGGAAUGCGAAGGUAUGUGUGACAUUUGCAGCCAGGGAGGAGGAGGAGGGGAACGAACAGCGCAGCAGGACUUUACUCCCCACGCCCGUUCCAUACUCGAAUUCGUUCAAGAAACCCAAUCGUCCAAGGAGAAAUCCCUCACACUGUUGCAGCUUACAGAGCAAUGGCGAACAGGAGGCAGGGGAGGAGGAGGGGGAGGCGGAGGAGUGGGGAGAGGGAAUGUGAAGGGAGGGGGAAAAGGGGAAUCCGAGAGUUGGGGUUCGUUGGUGAAAGGGAUCACUAAAGAGACAACAGAGCAGCUUAUAACGCAUAUGCUCCUGUCAUCUGUGCUGAGGGAGGAGUUUCAGCACUCGCCAUUUGCCACAAACGCCUACCUGCUUCCGGGCCGCAAUGCACACCGCGUCCUCACAGGUCAGAUGCGCGUUACAAUGGACAUCCCAAGACAAGCAACAACAACUACAACUCAUCCUCCUGCUGACCCAAGCGUUUCAACUGCACGAACCACCACUAUCACCAACACCGCAACUGCUACGAGUGCAGCCGCUGCUGCAUCUGACGCAAAGCUCUCCCGCCGCCUCGACCAAUUGCGUCGCUCCGUUGCCUCUCAACACGGCGGCCUGUUCCCACAUGCUGUGCUCUCCUCCCAUCAUCUCUUCGCUCUCUCGCAGUCGAAACCAGCCUCCAUGCAUCAGGUACGGCCCUCUUCACGCCUUCACACCUCCGUUGCAUCUCAACACAGCGGCCUGUUCCCACAUGCCGUGCUCUCCUCGCACCAUCUCUUUGCUCCCUCUCACUCCAAGCCAGCCACCAUGCAUCAGCCGCCAUGCCUCAGGUAA